Molecule: messenger RNA, 894 nt
Organism: Dromiciops gliroides (monito del monte)
Lineage: Eukaryota; Metazoa; Chordata; Mammalia; Microbiotheria; Microbiotheriidae
Exons: 7
Coding region: 49-879 (276 amino acids)
Biological process (GO): chemokine-mediated signaling pathway; cellular response to type II interferon; immune response
Cellular component (GO): extracellular region
Molecular function (GO): CCR chemokine receptor binding; chemokine activity
Source: RefSeq, a predicted model, not a curated record
AGCCCUGGGUCUCCUCCAAAAAGUCUUGUCUUCCCAUCGCUAGGCACUAUGACCUCCUUGCCUGUCAUCUCCAUCUUUCUCAUUUCCAUUUCUGUCCUCGUCUUUGCAGAGACCGACCAAACAGGCUGCUGCUUCAAAUAUGUUACCAGGCAGAUUCCCAGAAGAUUUGUGGUGGACUAUGCUUAUACCAGCGAUUUCUGCUGGAACCCAGGGGUCGUUUUCAUCACUAGGAGGGACUACAAGAUCUGUGCCAACCCCCAGGACCAGUGGCGCAACCUCACACCCCAAAUGUCUGCUGCUUCAGCUAUUUUUCUGGACCGAUUCGCAAUGUGGUUGCUUGUUAUGAGACCAGCCCCUUUUGUCCCAUGCCAGGAGUCAUCUGUUACUGCCUAUAAAGUGAAGGGUCCCAGCCAAAGCUACAGAGCUGUCCAGAACAAACAUCCUGAGAGCCCUGAGUGUGCUCCUGAAAGUGCUCUCCUCCCACCUCCAAGGACUAUGGUCUCUUUGGCUGUCCUCUCCAUCCUCAUCAUUUCAAUACCUGGUUUCAGCUUUGAAACUGAGAAAUUUGGGCCAGUUCUCUACCAAGCUGCCCCGAAUGAUCUCUUUGCAGUUAAACAUAUUCCAAAUGCCUGCUGCCACUCCUACACACGCCAGAUCCGAUACAGCCUCGUGAUGGACUUCUAUGAGACCAGCAGUCAGUGCCUCAAGCCGGGCAUCAUCUUUCUCACCAAUAGAGGUCGCCAGAUCUGUGCUGAUCCCAGAAAAGAGUGGGUACAGGUGUACAUGUUCAGCCUGAAACAAAAGAAAAAGACUGAAGAGUACCGUUCCCAGAGAAAACAUUUCUACACAAGUGUUGAACUUUCUCUACCCGAAAAAUAAACAUGGUUUCUAAAA